AUGUCCACGACGCCAUCAAGGCCACUCAAUUUCAUCGCCAAAAUCGGGGUUCUGGGUAGGGGUCAGUGCAGGUCCAACUUGAAAUGUCCGCCUCACGUAGCCGUGCCGUUUCCUGCCGUUUUCUAUAGCUACAGCACUGGCAAUGGACGCAUCUCCAAUGACUCUCCUAGCCCUUAUGUGGGCCUCGUAGACCUGGAAAAUUCGAUAUCUGCUCCGGAUGAAUCUACUGAAGCGAGUAGACGCAAACGACGCCACACUGUUCCAGAUCCAGGCUAUGAUGAACUUGACACCCGGAUAGAGAAUGAUGAGGAUCUGAAUUAUAGAUCCACCAAAGACCUUCGACGCAAAGAGAAAAAGAAAAGGAGGUCGACGUCGCCCAAAGCUCCACCAGGAGGCAGCUAUCGCAUCCCGCAACAAGGCCAGCUCCAGAUUGUCAUCAAGAACCCCAACAAGACCGCCGUCAAACUCUUCCUAGUUCCAUACGAUCUUUCCGACAUGGAGCCAGGCCAGAAGACCUUUAUUCGCCAGCGCAGCUAUUCGGCAGGUCCAAUUAUAGACAUGCCACUCUCUUCUCGCAAGAACCUGGGUACAGAUUGUCCAGAGGCUUCUUUGAGCAAUUCCGACGAUCCUAACGAUCGACCGAUCUUGCGCUAUUUGAUUCACUUGCAUAUAUGUUGUCCAUCCAAAGGUCGCUUUUACCUCUACAAAACCAUCCGUGUUGUAUUUGCCAACCGUGUACCGGACGGCAAGGAGAGGCUCCGCAAUGAGGUUCAGAUGCCAGAGCCCCGGUACAACGUGUACAAACCAACAAGAGAUUCCCUGGCAUCCCAGGUGCCUUCGUCUGCUGCAGCGCAGCUUGCGUCCGACAAAGCACUACGUCGGGCUAGUGCUGGACUGUCAUUGUCACAACAUGCCUACGCCAAGGCAGGCGGUACUGCAUCGAGACACUGUCCGCAUCUUCCUCCACCAGCCGUGAAGUUUACAGGCGGCCCUUCUCCUAACGCAGAUCUUAGCUCUCCCAUGCCUGAUAUGGGGCCGAUCCCAUUUAAUUUGACCCGCAUUCCUUCAAUACCAUCUCGGCCGGUGUCUCGAGAGCUCAUGGAUGUUGACGGGGCGAGCUCCUUCAGACCGCGGAAUCGAUGCGCUUCGCCGACUGCUUUAGGAUCUUCGAACCCUGCCAAUGACAACACAGCUUUCGAAAAGCUGAACAGGGGCGACGUAGGCUACGGAGGCAACGCAUUCUGCGGCGUCGGAGCUUCACCUAUGUCUCCCGGCGCCGGACUGCUAGCUAGACGACUUCGAGGGCUCGAUGUUGAGCCAGAUGAUGACUUCAUUUCCUAG
Molecule: messenger RNA, 1341 nt
Organism: Didymosphaeria variabile
Lineage: Eukaryota; Fungi; Ascomycota; Dothideomycetes; Pleosporales; Didymosphaeriaceae
Exons: 1
Coding region: 1-1341 (446 amino acids)
Source: RefSeq, a predicted model, not a curated record